CCAAGGUGGGUUCUUGAGAGCGAGAGUUUGGAGUUUCAUUUCGAGUAUGAUCGGCGUGCGAGGAGCUGGGAUCCUCCAAAAAAGCAAUUUUUAACAUGAAUGAUUGGAUCCUGCUCGUCAAGGGGCGAGCAGAAUGAUUCCCGGCUUGCACCAAGGGCCAUGAAAAUCGUCCGGGACGAAGAGGAUCGAGAGAUCAGAGUGAGCGAGAGGAAGAGAGAGAGAGGGAGAGACCAAGGAUAAGCUUAGUUUUUCGGGUUCCACUAACUGCUGCUGGGAAUCUCAGGGGUCACACACUAUGAAAGGAUUCUCUUUUCAAGUAUAAAGGGCACCGAUUCGUCCAUGCGUGCUCUCCCGCUCUCGCUCUCUCUCUCUCUCUCUCUCACACACACACACACAUACACGCUCCCAUCUUGAUCUUGCUUGUGACAAUUGGCGAUCUUUCUAGCUUCCAUAAGCCGCAAAUCUGUGCAAGCGCUCGAGAGGGACUCCGUGAAGAUUGAAGCUGGGAAGACAAUGCCUGUCUAGAGAAGGAGGAAGAAGGAUAAAGAAAGAAGAAAGAGCAGAGGAGCUUAGCGAUAUAUAAAGUUUCUUUCCAGCGCGCAUUCUUUCCGGGCCGAUUGAUUGAUUGAUCCUCGAAUUUUGCUGACACCGCCGAUCGAGAGAGGGCUUUUUGUCCGAGAUUUCAUGUCAAUCCGUGUCCCAUCGGCAAGCCGUGGACACGGGGAGGAGCAUGACAGGCUUCUUCAUCUGCUUCAUCAGGUGGUGCAUGGCUAUGGCGGUCGUCUUUGCUCUCGCGGCAGAUCUUUGCGAGCUCAAGGCCAGCGCGAGGAAGACAAUGCACGAUCGCCACCACCAGCACCACCAUUCAUCCACAGAAACGACGACCCUUCACGUCCCCGCUUCCUCCUCCUCUAGCUUCUCUCGUUCACAACACCAGCAUCACCACCACCACCAUCGCCACCACCAACAAUCUCCGCGAAUGGACCAACAAGACAAGCUUGGCACUAGCGAUGAUUCAAGAGUGUUUGGCUACGCCGCUCACAGCCCUCCAUCGCAAGGGACGCUGCUGAGCGAUCCAUUGCCUUCUCCUCGAGCUCCACCAUUCUAUCCGGGAUCAUCCACCUCGGAUGCUUCCUUCUACACCUCCGAGCACCUCGUUCCCAGCGGCCCGGAUCCUCUCCACAACUAAAAAUCCUCCAGGAAAUCUUGAAGCUCUUCUGCUGCUCGAUCGAUACAGAAGCUAGGUACGAGCGAGCGAGGAUCACAAACAACUUCGUUCCAGCCAGGGCCAAAAGAUACGUAUAUAUGAUCUUAGAACUUCGAGGGAGUUUUUUCUUUUUUUGUGUCCUUCUUCCAAGGCUCUUCUAACAACGAGCAAGCACACCACCGAGCAGUGACCAGCACCAGCACCACUACUCACACAGAGAUCGAAAAGCCCUCCUCGGCCUUUUUGUGGCUUUUUGGAUUUUGAUUGACUGGACUGAUUGAUUGGUUUGAUUCAAUCAUCAUCAUCGCCAACAACAAAGGAAGAGCUUUAGUUCUUCAUCAAAGUAUUGGGGCUUUUCACAAAAAAUUUCUCGAGUCCAGCAACAGGUUGAUUGAUCGUAGAAGUUUGUAUCUGCCCAAUACUUCGAUGAAGAGGAUAAAAAUCUCUGCCUCAUGGCUUACGAGCGCAAGUUCUUCGUUGGCUGUGUGGUUCCUCCAGCCAGUUCUUUCUUGACAACAGGGAGGAACCAAAAAAAAUUUUGUUCUUGGGGAACUUCGAUCAUAACUUAUGAAUCAAACGAAACCAUUCCAAGGUGUAA
Molecule: messenger RNA, 1805 nt
Organism: Selaginella moellendorffii
Lineage: Eukaryota; Viridiplantae; Streptophyta; Lycopodiopsida; Selaginellales; Selaginellaceae
Product: forkhead box protein A2-B-like
Exons: 1
Coding region: 731-1189 (152 amino acids)
Source: RefSeq, a predicted model, not a curated record